AUGGGCAGGGACAAGUGGUCAUUGCUUAGCCGCUUAAGGAGGGCAAUCAAGAAGGUAAAGAUCAUACUAAAUCUUGAUGUGAGUCGUUGGCGUCUGGCUUCUAUGAUUGGUGCUGCAUCCCCGAGGAGACACCAGCUUAGCUUUAAUGAUAGACCAGGGUUAAGGGGCUUUGAAGAUAUUGAUGAUGAAGAAUCAGAAGACCCGGGUUCUUCAAAGGGGCUACAUAGAACCAUCAGCUAUCAAUCAGAAGAUGAUAUUGAUAAGAGAGCCGAAAUGUUCAUUGAAAAUUUCCGUCGCCAACUUCAGAUUGAGAGGCAGGUUUCCUUGGAGCUCAAGUAUUUCCAAGGUUUAACUAGCUUCAAAUCGAUUUCUCCAUGA
This is a messenger RNA of Populus euphratica (Euphrates poplar), 378 nucleotides long. RefSeq names its product cotton fiber protein. The transcript has a single exon. The coding region runs from base 1 to 378 and encodes 125 amino acids. The record is from RefSeq and is a predicted model, not a curated record. Lineage: Eukaryota; Viridiplantae; Streptophyta; Magnoliopsida; Malpighiales; Salicaceae.